Thalassophryne amazonica is the source of this 2252-nucleotide messenger RNA. Its product is annotated as low density lipoprotein receptor adapter protein 1. NCBI's taxonomy places the organism in Eukaryota, Metazoa, Chordata, Actinopteri, Batrachoidiformes, Batrachoididae. The record is from RefSeq and is a predicted model, not a curated record. The transcript is spliced from 3 exons. The coding region runs from base 288 to 965 and encodes 225 amino acids.
GCGCGCGCGCGCAGAGGAGCAUGCGUCAGUCUGUACGUAUAUUUACCGGCCGAACCUGGAGACGGGAAGAUUCGGUGUGUGAGACACACGGUCCCGGUACCGCGCGGCAGAACCUCCGGAACUCGACGGUUCGUCUGCGGCGAUGAAUCGACGCCCUUUUUCUUUUUUUUUAACCAGAUAGAAGACGUGGAUGCAGCUAUGACCUCUUCAUAGAGGACGGGUGGAGAUCACGUCUAUCCACAGCCCACUUACCAGCAGCAGGUCUUAGCUUUUCCUCCAAGUCCACAAUGUCUCUCAGCACCUUCCACCUCAUGCAGACCCUGAAGAACUCUCCUGCAGAGCUUCGCCGCCGCCUCUGUCGCGACCGCACCGAGUCCCUGUCCCACGGCGACCCUCUCUUCAAGGUCCACUACCUGGGCACGGAGAAAAUCUUCUCUCUGGACCGAGAGCAAGCCCAGGAUGCCAUCACACACCUGCUGGAAGGUAUCGCCAACAGGAAGAAACUGAGCAAAGAUCACGCUCUGGUGGUGCGCCCGCGAUACGUCGAAGUCAAGGAACUGAGCACAGGUCGGCAGCUCACCAAGACCUACCUCCAGGACAUCGCGUACUGCGCCGCGGACAGCAACAGACCCAACGUCUUCCUCUACAUCUGUAAGCACCACGGGCAGCAGCUGCAGUGCCGCGUCUUCUGGUGCAGCCGGGCGGAGCGAGCCCGGGACAUGACGGCGUGUCUGGCACACUCCUUCCAACAGGCGCUGAGCGACUGGCAGCAGGACCAAUCCACCACGCUGCCCCCAGGACAGGCCAAGGGGAAGAAGGGUGGCGAGGACUCCUCCAAGUCUUCUGGGACCACCAAGAGCUCCACGCUUCCUGUCGGGCUGGGAAAAGUUCGCUGGAAGAAGAGGGGCUCUGUGUCACGCAGCCCCAUGAAGGCCAUUAUCAGAAGGGGAUCCACUUCUGACUGAGAACUGAAAUGGGUCCAGCCUGUAGUUGGACCCAAGAGGACUCUUGUUGUGAAAGGACGUCUGCACGUGCAGAAUUAAUGGUUUUUGACUUGCGCGGAAAUAGCGCUGUUAGCAAAGAUGUUGCUGAUGGUUGCUGUCGUUCACCUGUUGACAGGUUUGUGGCGGCUGUUUGAAGUCUGGACUGUGGGAUUGCUGUGUGGUUUCUUUUGUUCUGUAGUCCUUCUCGUAGUCCAGUUAGCUUUGAGACAAACGGAGAGCAGCACAAGCCAGAUGAUGGUGACCAGAGUCCCGGUUUGAAGGCUGACGUUUAGCCGACGUGUGGGUCACAUUUUAUUUAAUUAUGGCCCUAAAUAAUCUCACCCCAUUUAGCUCACGUUACAGCGGUAGAGGUAAUGUGGUAUGGGUUUUUAAAUGUUAUUUUGUUGAUGGAUCACUUCAGUAAAGCAGUUAAAGUUUGUAAAGCGGUUAUUUGACCAAUUCACAUUCCUUCUCAGGAGUCAAAAGUUUUGCUGCAUUUUUUUUAUUGUUAUUAUUAAUUGGCUCCUGUUAGCUGUACAACUAGUCAAGACCAUCUCAAAACGACCAUGGCCAACAAAUUCCCAUUUGACGUACAAAACGCAUAUCCUCCGAUAAGUUAUUUGCAGGUACAUGUUCUUAAAAUCUGCUGUGGCUGCACCGACCGCACCGCCAUGCCUCAACUUGGCAAAUGGAACUUGUGUGUGUUUUGUUGUGUGUGUGUUGUUGUUGUUUUUUUUUUUAACCAACUCCCAUUAACUAUGUAGCAUUAGCAUAUUAGCAUCCAUGCUAGUUGUGAUUGUUCCCAUGUUGGUACACGUUGGUGUGCUUUCAGAUCCAAACCCGCUACGUUUUACAAAAUCACAAUAAACUGCCCUAAGAGAUAACAUUUAUUUUAAAGCUUUUUCUUCUUUUUUUAUAAGUUCUGUGCAGUUUUAUGCAGCAUUAGCUGUUUCUUUAUAUCAAAGUUUACAAAGACGUGAUGAUUAGUGCUGCACCCUGAGGCCAGCAGAUACAAACGGAGAAACUUUUUUCUUUCCUUCUUUAAAUUUUUGUACUCUUCUGUCUUUACAAACGGCACAGUCUGAGUUAACCUGCCUGCUGUGAGAUGCAUUCAUGUACUUUUAUAUAUAUUUAGUAUGUAUUUUCUGAAGCAGUAAAACAUUUUUCAACAACAUAAUUAUCAUCUGUGUCUUCUGCUGCUUUGAGCGCUCGUGUCUGAGACCGAUGACAGAUGAGUUUCCCAGCAUGACCUCUUGGUUUUAAAAGGUU